AUGGCAACCCACGAGCCGGCACAAGCCUCUUCAUCUUCGGCGCGACCUCGAGUCGAACGCGUGGAGAGCCUCAUCCCAGUUGAGGACUACGAACUUCGACUUGCGCUCAUCGAAAGCAUCCGAGCGGCAUUACAGCCUUUUCGCGGCCCUGGAAAGCCUGAUCUCACCGGAUUGGAGUUUUCGUACCUCAUCAACAUGCCGCUCGAUAAAUUGCGAAACCUCAAACCAUUGCUUCCCGACUUAUCCGGCACCCUCGAACCCCUUAUUAAUAAAUUAGGCAAUGCCGCAUACAAGAUCGAGUUUCCUGAACGGUCCCAGGGCAACUCCUCCGCAAAGACUGUCAGCGUCAAAGGGAAAGCGCCUCAGCGUGUCACCCCUCAGGGCUCUGUCACAAAGCCCGGAUCACCCAACAAAUCAAACGCCGAUGGAAAACGUUCAGCAUCAGAGGAGAACACCUUACUCAAAGCUAUCGCAAAUCCCUCUGAGGCGAGUUCUGUGGCGACAAACAAGGGCACUGAGGCCGGUCGAAGCGAGGCUCUCCGAAAGGAGUGUUUGGAGCUCGAUGGCAACUACUGUGCGGUGACCGGUACCAGCGACCCUCAUGUCUGCCAUAUUGUUCCCUUCGCUUGGUCCAAGCAUGAGGAGAACUUUGAGGUUACCAAGCGCUUGAUGCCCGCCCUCCAAUUAGUGAUCGACAUCCAACCCCCCGAGCUCAAACUUGAAGCCAUGGGCAAGCUGCAAGAAGGUGUCGGUUGUACUGACCGACUCUGGAACAUGGUGUGUCUGAGCCCCCAGCUUCACAAGUGGUGGGACCAUGCGUACUUCGGCCUGAAGUACUAUGGCAGAAAUGAUUCUGAGGAAGAGGGCUUUGUCGAGAUCCAUCUCCAGUUUGUGUGGAUGCCACGUAACAUCUCUCAACUAGCAGCGCAACAAAUCGACCUGGAUCAGCAGGCAGAUCGAUCCACAGGUCUUUCAGCCAACCUCAGCCAUUACUACGGAGGGCAGACAAAUACAUCAUGCACAGAGAGCUGCAGCGACUGCGAGGCUACCCGAAGAGUCAAAGCAUAUGAUAGCACCGGCCGCCCUAUCGUGAACGGCCAGAUUAUUGUGGUCAAACGUCGCGAGGAGGAUGCCCCUCUCUUUGAGGCUAUGAUCAAGAUCCAAUGGGCUGUCAUUCGUGCUGCAGCUAUCUCAGGUGGAGCUCUUGCUCCUGGGGAAUUUCGGUCGUUCAGUGAAGACUCGGAUGGAGAAGAGGCUGAUUCACCAACAGCGGUUGAGGAAGAGGAUCUUUUAUCAACUGCCGAACGUAUUCGCGACUGGUUGGACCAUACAUAG
Messenger RNA from Fusarium tjaetaba, 1335 nucleotides. RefSeq lists its product as uncharacterized. The transcript has 2 exons. The record is from RefSeq and is a predicted model, not a curated record. Bases 1 to 1335 code for a protein of 444 amino acids. Lineage: Eukaryota; Fungi; Ascomycota; Sordariomycetes; Hypocreales; Nectriaceae.